AUCGUCUUAUACUAUAAUCGGGAAAUACUCAAUAGACACUAACUCUGGGGACUUUGUGGCUCGGAAAUCUCACCAUGGCGAUUUGCAUCACAUUCGGAACUCAUGAAUUUACCUCGAUGCUGGAAGGGUACGAGAAUGUCAGAGCAUACUGUUACAACUGCCAACACUGGAACGGACACUGUAUAACUCGGUGGCCGUGGUUUACCGUUUGCUUCAUUCCCUGUAUCCCUCUCUCGACACACAAGUACAAGGAAGUGACAUGCUACACGUGCCGAUUUACUCAAGACCUUCGCGACCGCCCUGAUAUCACGCCGGAUACAAGACCUCCGCAAGGCAUACCGCCAGGUCCUGCACCGCCGCCGCAGGCAUACUAUGCUGCUGGUGCUGCGGGCAGCGGUUAUCCGCCGCAGGGCUACCCACCCCCAGGACAGGGACAGCCACAACCCCAGGCGCCACCGCCGCAGAAUUACAACUAUAAAUGAUGAGCUGAGAGCCGCACUGAUUUGUUGUCGUCUUUUAUUUAUGAUGUCUAUCAUACUUUGUGGAUUUGCCUCGUUGUGUUCAGUAAUAUACCACAGUUGAAGAGCAUGCAAGUGUUGCUAGGAUUAUGUCAAUGGUACGGUGAUUAAUAAAAUUGAUACUAUCUACUUAAGGCA
Messenger RNA from Aspergillus novofumigatus IBT 16806, 656 nucleotides. RefSeq names its product rhodopsin family protein. NCBI's taxonomy places the organism in Eukaryota, Fungi, Ascomycota, Eurotiomycetes, Eurotiales, Aspergillaceae. The record is from RefSeq and is a predicted model, not a curated record. The transcript is spliced from 7 exons. Bases 75 to 482 code for a protein of 135 amino acids.